Teleopsis dalmanni is the source of this 1483-nucleotide messenger RNA. Its product is annotated as ADP-ribosylation factor-like protein 4A. The transcript has 5 exons. The record is from RefSeq and is a predicted model, not a curated record. Gene Ontology annotation, biological process: vesicle-mediated transport; intracellular protein transport. Gene Ontology annotation, cellular component: cytoplasm. The coding region runs from base 315 to 1304 and encodes 329 amino acids. Gene Ontology annotation, molecular function: GTP binding; GTPase activity. NCBI's taxonomy places the organism in Eukaryota, Metazoa, Arthropoda, Insecta, Diptera, Diopsidae.
AGUUGUAUAAAACAUUUCAACUAAAAUUGAUUUUAAUGGUCGAUUUAUGUUGUGUACGAAUUUAGAAUCACAGACUGAUAUGAGUAUUUUUAAAUUGCAAUAGUAUAAAUGAAAGCGUUUUUUGGAAAAAUUCAUUGUAAUUGUUUAUGUAUUAGAACAAAUUAUUUUAGAUUGUGAAAAACGAUAUAAGAAGUGUAAUUUCACCGAUAUCGACUGAUAUGUGGAUGUUACAGAAGACUGUUCAAAUAUGUCGGUAUAUGACGUAGUUUCAUGAACUUUCAGAAAUUCUGCUUUAUGUACUAAAAUUUUUAAAUAUGGGCGUAUCGAUGGGUAAAAGUGGAAACAUAUUAGAUGCAUUGCCAACACAGGGUACUUUUCAUGUUGUCAUGCUUGGCUUGGACUCUGCUGGGAAGACUACUGCUUUGUACAGACUCAAAUUUGAUCAAUACUUAAAUACCGUGCCUACAAUUGGAUUUAAUUGUGAAAAGGUCCAAGGCACAUACGGUAAGGCAAAAGGUGUUCAAUUUCUCGUGUGGGACGUAGGUGGUCAGGAAAAACUAAGACCGCUUUGGCGAAGUUAUACACGGUGUACAGAUGGCAUACUCUUCGUUGUUGAUUCAGUCGAUGUGGAGCGCAUGGAAGAAGCAAAAAUGGAGUUGAUGCGUACUGCAAAAUGUCCAGAUAAUCAAGGUGUACCUGUAUUGAUAUUAGCAAAUAAGCAAGAUUUGCCUGGCGCAAGGGAUCCCAAAGAGCUAGAAAAACUACUAGGGUUACAAGAACUUCUAUAUCCAGUUAUUAAUUUGUCAACUAAAAAUACGGGGUCUUCAUCUACUGGAAAUAUCGUGAGCUGUAGUAGUACAAGCAAUACUGGUACGACAAGUUCAUUGUACGGAAGAAGUCUUACUCCGACAUCUCAGCAUAUUAAGUCAUUUAGUGUUUCGUCUGUGGCACUAAGCAGUCGCAGCUUAACAAAUGAUAAUUUGGCCCCAUCAGUGGGCGUAAACACGUUAUCGCAAACGCAUAUUACUCUUUCAAAUAUAUCAGAUAUGGAUUUGGAUUUUAGUCAAUUAAAUGACAAAAGCACCGAUAUAACCAUACCAGCAUCCACCAUUGUUACCAGUCCUAACACAAAAGUAGUAGAUUUUACAGCAGCAAAUAAAGUUAAUACGAUUCAGUUUAAAGGAUGGUACAUACAACCAGCAUGUGCAAUUACAGGAGAGGGUUUGCAAGAGGGUCUAGAAGCGUUAUAUGAUAUGAUAAUUAAACGUCGCAAAUUAAAUAAAUCUCUUAAAAAAAAACGGUAAUAUUAUUAAUUAAGACUAUAUUUAAAUUCAUGAUACAUAUUUUAUAACGAAACUAUAGCCAAGCAUUACCAUAGUCUAAGUAUUAUAAAAUGAUUCUGAUAUCUUUUAAUUUUUAAAAAAAUGUAUUAAUUAUAAAAUAACGUAAACAUGUCUGUAAAGGUAAACAAUUACAUUUUUAC